This is a messenger RNA of Histoplasma mississippiense, 1413 nucleotides long. RefSeq lists its product with no specific name. Gene Ontology annotation, cellular component: nucleus. Gene Ontology annotation, biological process: regulation of transcription by RNA polymerase II. The transcript has 3 exons. The record is from RefSeq and is a predicted model, not a curated record. NCBI's taxonomy places the organism in Eukaryota, Fungi, Ascomycota, Eurotiomycetes, Onygenales, Ajellomycetaceae. Gene Ontology annotation, molecular function: DNA-binding transcription factor activity, RNA polymerase II-specific; RNA polymerase II cis-regulatory region sequence-specific DNA binding. Bases 1 to 1413 code for a protein of 470 amino acids.
AUGGACCCAAACGGACAACCGAGAAUCGCCGGCGACUUUGGAGUUCCGGGCCCAUAUAGAAACCGAGAUGAGGUUGUUUACACGCAAAUGGCACAUCUGCGCACGCCGCAAAUACCCCUGGGUCCUCUGAACGGAAGUGCUUCGCCUCCUGCCCCAGGCCGCGUCAACAAGACGCGGGUUCGAAGGGCGGCUAGAAUGCGCAAGCGAAAUCCUGCAAAGAGAGGUAGCGCUGACGACAUCCACGUCCCACGUCCAUUAAGCGAAUUGAUAAAGGAGAUGCGAAUCCCAGUACGGGACAUGGAGGUCCAUGUGACGCGAUCCGCAGAGCAACGCCUGAAGGAGGUUGAGAAGAAAAAGGGAAAAAUCGCACGGCCGAUGAAUUCAUUCAUGCUCUAUCGCUCAGCAUAUGCGGAGGCAACGAAGGAAUGGUGCUCUCAGAAUAAUCAUCAGGUUGUCUCACGAGUAGCUGGUGUUAGCUGGCCAAAGGAGCCGCAGGAAAUAAGAGACUAUUACGAGCGCCUGGCUAACAUUGAGCGAGACAACCAUGACAAAGCCCACCCGAAUUACAAGUUCGCGCCUAACAAAAGCACGACCACCCCCAAGAAGAAGAAGUCAUUGCCCCUGAAGGAAGAAGAGAACGGCGACGUCAACGAUCCGGACUUCACAAUGCCUUCAUAUCAACAUCCAGCCAGACAAAUGUCUGGCGCUUCAUUCCGAGAUGGGAGCUUUCGAAGCCGCACCCCUACGCCCAUGGACCGCGAUAGCUCGUACGACAGCCGCCAGGGGACACCAUUCGAACAGAACGGAGAUAUGUAUCUGAAUGGCGACAUGAACCGAUCGUCGUGGCAAGUGUCAAAUCCCGGGCGGCCACAGCCUGGUAUGAUCUCUUCCCCCGAACAAACACACUAUUAUCAACCUUCCAUCCACCAAAGCAUGCUAGGGCCUAAUAUCGAAGAUGUGACCUUCAAAAAGAUGGGAGUUCCAGGCAUGCAAUACGACGGACCAGGAGCCCUGGCCGGCCUCCCAGGCAAUGCACAUCCCGAGUUGCUCCAACAGCAGCCGCUCCCACAAUCAAGGACUCCAGUCUCGCUCAACGACUUACAAGUCGAUCCGCAGCUUCUGGAAUUCGAUGGCCAACCUAGCCUCCCAUCCAACAACGGGGCCAACUAUGAGGGUCCAAUAGAUAUCUGGCAAAUGCCCAAUGGAGAGCAACAGUUUCUCCGGUCCGGCCUCCCCACUCAAGAAGACGAACGAUAUCAUUCACAAUCUAGUUUCCAUCAUGCUGUGCAACAACCCAUGGAUGGACGGGAGAUAUGGAACGAAGGCCAAAUUGAUGCUGGGGGACAAUUUGAAGACUGGAUUAGUACUGGUACUCCAUUUGAGUACGGUAAUGCUCCGCAGAAGCAUAUCUGA